Molecule: messenger RNA, 1138 nt
Organism: Papilio machaon (common yellow swallowtail)
Lineage: Eukaryota; Metazoa; Arthropoda; Insecta; Lepidoptera; Papilionidae
Exons: 5
Coding region: 32-967 (311 amino acids)
Molecular function (GO): methyltransferase activity
Source: RefSeq, a predicted model, not a curated record
UUUUUUAAAUCUGUUAUAUCUUUCACCGAACAUGUCAGAAGAUGGUCUUCUCGAUAUCAAGUUCCGAUUUUUGGAUUUAUUUGCAGAGUUAGAUGAAACAGAAUUAGAUGUAGUUGAAAACUGGAUUUUAUCUCGUGCUUACAGAAAAGAUUUACAAUUUAGAAAGGAUCUUGACAGUAAAGAAGAGGAGUUAAUUAAAAUUGGUAAGAAGUUAAGAAAGCUUGUUCCUUUUGAAGGAGAAAUGCCAUCAGAGAACAUAGUGCCCCCCAUCGUAGGAGAUCAGGCUGACUGCACCAAAGCUAACACAUGCCAUAUAGACGAGUUUUUAUAUGAUGAAAAAGAUGUUGAAGACUUGAUAAAAAGUGGAAAGCUAAAAAAACAUUAUUGUAUUGAUUGUAACUCUCGAAAUGUCAAGGAAUUGAUCUAUACUUCCCAUUCAAUGUCCAGACAAACUCUACUAUUUAUCUUCAAUGUUCUAUUGCCUGCAGAUUUAGAAGGGAAACGGUUAUUGGAUGUAGGGUCAAGACUCGGAGCAGUGUUAUAUGGAGCUUACCACUUCUCAAAUGCAAGUUCAAUAAUUGGAAUAGAAAUGAACAAGGAAUGCUGUGAAGUUCAAGAAAAAAUUAUAAGCCAAUUUUCAAUGGACCGAAAUAGGAUUAAAGUUAUACAUUCUGAUGUAAUGGAGAAACAUGAUAUUGUCCAAUUAUCUGAUAUAAUUGUUAUCAAUGUUCUUGAUUUUUUUGUUGAUAUUGAAAAACAUAAAGAAAUGUGGUAUUUUUUCAAAAAACAUAUUAAGAAAGGUACCUUUAUUAUUACCAACAGAAGUAUGGCUGAUACUUUAGGUUACUUAGAUAUUUUUGAAGAAUUUAUGGAAUGGUUAACUAUUUGCAAACCGUAUCAAAUAGAAAAUGAAAUAUUCUUCAACACAGAAAUCAAUAGUGAAAUAUUUCUCUAUGCUGUGAAAUAAAUAAUUACAUUCAUUUGGCCACACCAAAUGGAGGUCCGUAAUCACAACCUACCCCCCUUGGUUACAGACAUGAAUUGUGUUAUUUAUUACUUGUAAUUACCAAUUACUUUUAUGAUCUAUAUGCAUUGUAUGAGACUUAAGGUUACUUGUACUGGACGAUUUUCGUGAUUA